CAUCACAUACAUUACACACACCAUCACCAUGUCUCCUUGGCUUAUACCCUUUGCUACUAUAGUAGUGGCGAUCCUUAUUUACCACCUUUUGAAGCUGAAAAAUGGGCCUUCAUUACCUCUGCCACCAGGUCCGAGGCCAUGGCCCAUUGUGGGAAACUUACCUCACAUGGGCCCAGCACCACACCGGAGUCUGACAGCCUUGGCCCAGACUUAUGGGCCACUGCUGUAUCUCCGGAUGGGCAGUACUCCCAUGGUGGUAGCGGCCUCUGCCUCGGUGGCAGAGCAGUUUCUGAAGGUCCACGACUUGAAUUUCUGCAACCGGCCACUAAACUUCAGGACCACAUACUUGACCUAUAACAAACAAGACCUUGCUUUUGCACCCUACGGCCCACGGUGGCGGUUGCGGCGGAAAAUAAGUAACCUUCACAUGCUUUCCGCUAAGGCUGUGGAUGACUUCAGUCAACUUCGACAGGAAGAGGUGAAGAGAUUGGUACAUAAUUUAGCAAUAACGUCAAAAUCUAAAGCAGUAAAGUUAGGUGAACUAUUGAAUAUAUGUACCACCAACACAUUAACAAGGGUAAUGAUAGGACGACGACUUCUCAAGGAUGAUAAUAGUUAUGAUCCAAGGGCAAAUGAGUUUAGAUCUAUUGUGAUAGAUCUUCUGAUAUUGCUUGGAGUUUUCAAUAUUGGUGACUUUGUUCCUAUAUUAGAUUGGUUGGACCUUCAAGGAGUAAGAGCCACGACAAAAAAUUUACAUAAGAGGCUUGAUUCAUUUUUAACUACCAUUCUCAAGGAACACAAAGUUUUCAAGAAUGAGCAACACCAAAACCUUUUGAGUGUAUUGCUAUUAGACAAAGAGACUCAUCAAGAAGGAGAAGAACUCCUUGAACAAGAGAUCAAAGCAAUAUUUGCGGACAUAUUAAUUGCUGGGACAGACACAUCAUCAAGCACAAUAGAGUGGGCAAUUGCAGAACUAAUUAAGAAUCCACAAAUCAUGCAUAGGGUCCAACAAGAGUUGAAUAUUGUUGUGGGUCAAGACAGGCUUGUGACUGAACUAGACUUACCCAACCUUCCCUAUUUACAAGCUAUUGUGAAGGAAACAUUCCGUUUGCACCCACCUACCCCUCUUUCCCUCCCACGAGUUGCUGAAGAGAGUUGUGAGAUAUUUGGUUACCACAUUCCUAAAGGUGCAACUCUUUUGGUUAAUGUUUGGGCCAUAGGACGUGACCCCAAGGAAUGGCUUGACCCAUUAGUUUUCAAGCCUGAAAGGUUUCUUCCUGGUAGUGAAAAGGCCAAUGUUGAUGUUAAAGGCAAUAACUUUGAGGUUAUACCUUUUGGUGCUGGACGUAGAAUAUGUUCUGGUGUGACUUUAGGUCUAAAGGUGGUUCAGUUGCUCAUUGCAACCCUAGCCCAUGCAUUUGAUUGGGAGUUAGAGAAUGGGCUUGACCCCAAAAAUCUCAACAUGGAUGAAGCAUAUGGGCUCACCCUCCAAAGAGUAGUUCCCUUAUCUGCCCACCCUCGCCCGAGGCUCGCAAAACAUGUGUAUUCAUCAUUAUCAUCAUCAUGAUUACGAAUUUAGUUUCUUUGAAUAAUAUGCAUACAAAGGGCAUUGUCUAUUAAUAAUAAAAUGAUGUCACUACUUUUGUUUGUUAUGUUAUGAAAAACUGGUUGGGUUAGAUAAUUAGCUCUAGUGUCUCAAAGUGCAUGUAUAUUUAAAUGUGUUUUAAUUGAGUACAUACAAUAAGUUGUAAAACAUUUAUAAUAUUAUAUGAAAAAUAUAUUUUAUUUAUUUUAGAUGAGA
Messenger RNA from Cajanus cajan (pigeon pea), 1801 nucleotides. RefSeq names its product flavonoid 3'-monooxygenase. Gene Ontology annotation, molecular function: heme binding; iron ion binding; oxidoreductase activity, acting on paired donors, with incorporation or reduction of molecular oxygen. NCBI's taxonomy places the organism in Eukaryota, Viridiplantae, Streptophyta, Magnoliopsida, Fabales, Fabaceae. The record is from RefSeq and is a predicted model, not a curated record.